AUUUUAUUUUUUUUUUUUUUUUUUUUUUUUAUUUCAUAGCAAACGGAAUGGUAAUUUCGUGCGGAUCGCCCCAUUGAAGUCGCACCUUUGAAGAAGACCAACUGAUCAACAAAGAGAGAGAACCCGUCUAUUGCGUUGAAAACAUUUUUGUUUGUCUCGUAACUUCGUAAGCUCUCUGAUCGUCUGUGCGAACAAAAGAAAUCGGUAAUGGAGAAGAUGGGUAAGAGGUUCCAAGGGAAGGUGGCGAUCGUUACGGCGUCGACAAUGGGUAUCGGUUAUGGUAUAGCAGAGCGACUCGGGCUGGAAGGAGCAUCUGUCGUCAUCUCUUCUCGCAAACAGAAAAACGUGGAUGAGGCCGCUGAAAAGCUCAGGGCUCGAGGAAUUGAAGUGUUGGGGGUCGUUUGUCAUGUAUCGAAUGAACAGCAUAGGAAGCAGCUCAUAGAUCAAACUAUUCAGAAAUAUGGGAGAAUCGAUGUAGUUGUAUCCAAUGCUGCUGCAAAUCCCUCUGUUGAUGCUAUCUUGGAAACUAAAGAAUCUGCCCUCGAUAAGCUAUGGGAGAUCAAUGUCAAGGCUGCUAUACUUAUCCUAAAGGAUGCUGCACCUCAUAUGCAAAAGGGAUCAUCAGUUGUUCUUAUUUCUUCUAUUGCUGGCUAUCAACCGCAGGGAUCAAUGGCCAUGUAUGGGGUGACCAAAACGGCUCUUCUUGGGCUUACCAAGGUAGCUCUUGCAUCUGAGAUGGCCCCAAAUACUCGAGUCAAUUGUGUUGCUCCUGGAUUUGUACCUACACAUUUUGCUAGUUAUAUCACUAGUAACAAAGCUAUUAGGGGUGCCAUCGAGGAGAGGACGUUACUUAACAGGCUUGGUACCACUGAAGACAUGGCUGCAGCUACAGCUUUCUUGGCAUCUGAUGAUGCUUCUUACAUAACAGGAGAAACUUUAGUGGUAGCUGGGGGAACUCCUUCAAGACUCUGACUUUUCACUUGUCCGUCCUUCGUUUUUUUUCCCUCCUAAAUUCUUACAAUGCACUUAAGCUUCUGUUAGUAGCCUGUCCUUACAAGAGAUUUAUGCCAUGCACUACCUCAGCUCAAUAAAUUUUCAGGGAUAUUAUUGUUUGUAAUUUUGGUUCUUAUCCUUCCUUCAUUGCCAUAAGGUUGGCUUUGGUCACCAACUAUGCAAAUCCAGAACUGCAUUGUAAGUUUGACUGCAGUAAUGCAAAUCAAACAUGUGCUUUAAAAAUUUUUAGGGAAAUGGCAUUGGAGUGAAUAUUCUAGUGUAGAAAUAAAGCAUUGAUAUUCUAUUAAUGAACAUUGGCACUGGCAAAUGGCAAUACAAAA
Molecule: messenger RNA, 1334 nt
Organism: Macadamia integrifolia
Lineage: Eukaryota; Viridiplantae; Streptophyta; Magnoliopsida; Proteales; Proteaceae
Product: tropinone reductase-like 3
Exons: 6
Coding region: 208-972 (254 amino acids)
Molecular function (GO): oxidoreductase activity
Source: RefSeq, a predicted model, not a curated record